AUGUCCGAGCUCGGUUGUGUGCCUGAUGCCUUCUCUUACACCAUUGUUCUUAAGAUCUUAUGUGAUGCUAGCAGCAGCCAGUGGGCGCUCGACCUGCUCCAGACUAUGGAGAAAGGAGGAGGUGUCUGCUCCCCUGACGUGGUGUCAUAUACCACGGUCAUCCACAACCUCCUUAAGGAAGGGGAAGUAAGCAAGGCAUGCAAUCUAUACCAUGAAAUGGUGCAGCAAGGGGUUGUGCCUGAUGUGAGGACAUAUAGCUCGAUUAUUAAUGCGCUAUGCAAGGCCGAAGCAAUGGACAAGGCAGAGUUGUUCCUUCGUCAGAUGGUUGAUAAGGGUGUUCGGCCGAAUAACAAGACAUAUACUAGCAUAAUCCAUGGAUAUUCCACGUUGGGCCGGUGGAAAGAAGCUGGCAAAAUGUUCAGAGAAAUGACAAGCCAGGGUAUCAUACCAGAUGUUGUUACUUGGACCUCAUUCAUGGCCUCCUUCUGCAAGCAUGGAAGAAGCAGAGAAGCUGCCAAAAUUUUUGAUUACAUGUCUUCCAGGGGACACAAGCCUAAUGUCGUCUCAUAUUCUAUUUUGUUUCAUGGAUAUGGUAUAGAAGGAUGCUUUGCUGAUAUGAUUAAUCUCCUUAAUUCAAUGGCAAACAACGGUAUUGUUCCCAAUCGCUAG
Messenger RNA from Triticum turgidum subsp. durum (durum wheat), 669 nucleotides. Lineage: Eukaryota; Viridiplantae; Streptophyta; Magnoliopsida; Poales; Poaceae. The record is from the annotation of a GenBank genome assembly.